CGACACGUGCAGUGGAAAUAGAAGGCUGGAGUGUCAAGGGUUGCUUCUGCGAGUAACCCAGCAAUCUCAUGUCGUGGCUCGGCUUCCUCUCUGACGGGCUAUUCUAUCGUCACCUUUAUCUUCUUUUUGCAAUCCUGUCUCUUUAGUCACAUCAGAUUGUUCCCGUUCUUCCACCAUGUCUCAUCUAGAAGACGGCAACAACGAAGUGGCGAGCCUCGGCAUGUACGAGGCCGGGGGAGAAGAAGGCAGCGGCUUCCACGUCUUCAACGUCGCACCAGAUCAAUACCACCGGUCCGAAGUUCUUCAGCGUUCUGGCGCAAUCGACAUUAGCUGUAAGCUCGAUAAGGUCAUCCACGGCGCCAUGUCGGCCGACAGCGACUAUUACGCUACCCUGCUGGUUAUGCGGUGGUCCUUCCAGGCGAAGAAUAAGCGUCGCAUCUCUGAGGCUAAUAUUGAGCUGCUCUUCGAGCCUGGCCCUGGCGGUGAGGAUGUCGAGGUCGAAAGGAUCUCGUUCGAAGGCGAUUCGUACAGCCUUAUGCCCACUACCCAGCAGGAGAGCAUCACCAAGGGCAGCGAGGCGAGCGUUGGCGUUGACCAGUUUGCCAGUGUUGGGUUGACGGGGAAAUGGGAAAAGACAACCAGCAGCGAGAAGACAUACGCCGCGACGCUAUAUGGCGUCAAACAGGUCGUCAACAACUUACCUCCAUACCGGAUCGCCAAGUGGACUCUUUCCGAGAAUGAAGCCCAGCUCACAGGCAUCCCGGCUACUCUCAAAGUCGCCGUCCUCGUUUCUAGACAGGAUCGCGAAAAGUUCAGCUGCAAAAUCGGCUUUUCAUGCAAAACGGACUGGAAGUCGAGCACACAGAGCUUCUUCAAGAAAAUCCCAAAGGACGACCCCAUCAUCUUCCAGCCGAACCCUCGCGACAAGGGCACACGGCCGAACAAGAACGUGUCGUAUGACAACGAUGAGCUGCAGAGCGAGGAUCUUGGGAAGUACUGCGAAGUCAGCUACCGGACCGUCAUUAAGGAUGCGCAGAAGACGCGAUGAGAAUCUAUACUCAGUAGGGUCGAUGGUGGAUGAGUUGUUGCCUUCAGUCGUGUGGGCUUCUGCACUUGCAGCUCAGCAUCCUGCUGGAUCCCCUAGAUGGGCAUCAAUAUGUUCUGCGUUUCUGCCUGGAGCGAUGAGUCGUAUUGUUUUCAACCAACACUUCAUCUGGCUUGCCCCCACGGCUCCAUUCGUGAUAGCUGCAGCCUGUGGUCGCUUCAUAGAUUUGCGUUCAGUUGUCAGCACCAUGAUUUCACUGUUAUCUUCUUUGCUUUCUAUAUUUUAAUCUAGUUCCCAGGUGUUAAUCUUUCAUAUACAUUUUAAAUAGAUGUUUCCAAAG
Molecule: messenger RNA, 1385 nt
Organism: Ilyonectria robusta
Lineage: Eukaryota; Fungi; Ascomycota; Sordariomycetes; Hypocreales; Nectriaceae
Exons: 1
Coding region: 176-1048 (290 amino acids)
Source: RefSeq, a predicted model, not a curated record